Eremothecium gossypii ATCC 10895 is the source of this 2379-nucleotide messenger RNA. Its product is annotated as AFR077Wp. The transcript has a single exon. NCBI's taxonomy places the organism in Eukaryota, Fungi, Ascomycota, Saccharomycetes, Saccharomycetales, Saccharomycetaceae. The record is from RefSeq and is marked provisional. Gene Ontology annotation, molecular function: protein binding. The coding region runs from base 1 to 2379 and encodes 792 amino acids.
AUGCGGCCCAGCACGAACUCGGACAGCGCAGCGUACCACCCGGAGGAGCAGUCGCUCCUGGAGGACGCCUCGACACUGCUGAUGUUUUCGAAGAGCAACCACGGAGGGGGCCGCGCGACGCGCGCGGCGGGGGCGGAGCAGCAGAGGCAAGCGGCGGGCAGCACGCGCGAGGGGUCUGGCGAGCCUCCAGCGUCGGCUGACGCGCCGCUGAAGUCGCCCGGGCCGGCCUUGGUGGCGCUACUGGAGCCGGAGCCGGCGUCCGCUGCCGGAGAUAGCUCGCGGCGGCACUCGCGCACGAGCAGCACGUCGUCUAGCGCGUCGAACAAGGGCAAGGUCGCGGCAGCGGCCCUGGCGGCGGCGGCGGAAGUGCCGUUUCCAGUGAAGCGGACGCGCGACGAGGCGCAGCGACCAGACAGGCAACGCCAAUCAAGCCUCUCCAGCGUGAAGCCAGAGAGUCGCGGCAGCUGGUCGGCGCGGGAAGAAUGGCCCGUGUCCGACUCCUAUAUUGUGGAUCCCGAUGAGGGCAUUAUUACGUGUGUUUGUGGGUACAACGAUGACGACGGCUUUACGAUACAAUGCGACCAUUGUUACAGAUGGCAACAUGCGACGUGCUACGGUAUUGAAGAUGAGAGCGCGGCUCCCGACGACUUCCUGUGCAAGGUCUGCAGUCCACGCAAUAUCGACGUCAAGGCCGCCAAGCGCAAGCAACAGGAACGCAUCAAGAAUAACAGGAGACGCAGGCGCGGCGCAUCAGCAGAAGACAAGCCUGUAAAGGAGCACUCUGCAGGUGCGAUCGACACCCCUGCUAGCGAGGGGAAUGACGUUUCUAAUACCACGCCUGUAUCUCAUUCGCCAUCUGUGGCAGCUGCCGAGCUCUCAAACAAACAGCCCUUUAUGAACGCUAAGGAGGCGUACCCUGCGGUUUACCUACCCCUGGACACAUAUGACAUCAAAGACAAAUAUGUGGUCAUGUUUCUUGACAGACACAGCGAUGACGACUGGGUAACUCCGUACAACAAGAGAACCUUUAAGCCACUGCCUUUGGAAAUCAGGGCUUAUUCGGAGCCCUCACAUUCUCGAGUCUUUCACGGUUUUCCGAAGCUUGGAGUCUACUCCCAGCAGCCGUGUGCAAAGGAUACCCUUAUUGCGGAGUUCCUUGGCGAGGUCGAUUUCCAACGGAAAUACCUGGAGGACCCUCGGAAUAACUAUCGCUUACUGGGCAUUCCUAACCCGAAGGUGCUUUUUCAUCCUCAUUGGCCGAUAUACAUCGAUGCCAGGCUGUGCGGUAACCUUACACGGUAUUUGCGUAGGUCAUGCUAUCCCAAUGUGGAGCUCGUCACGAUCAAAAUGCCCGCCGAUGACCGGCAAGCCUCAGAUGUUAAAACAAAUAAGAGCGUGAAAUUUGUCCUCAAGGCCUUGCGUGAUCUCGAAAGGGGCGAAGAAUUGCAUAUUAAAUGGGAUUGGGACUUACGGCAUCCAAUUUGGAGGGUGAUCAAUGGUGCUGCCGUUGAGUCCAUAGCUGAACCUGAGAAAUACUUGCUUAUCCACUCAGUGGACACAGUUUUGAGUAUCUGCGACUGCGCCUGUGGCAGUAACAAUAGAGAUUGCCACCUACUAAAGGUGAAGAAGUUCUCGCAGACCCUCUAUAGAUCCGUGAAAUCCAAGAUGAAUAACCGUUACAAGCUUAACGAGAUUUUGCAGAAGGGCAAGGUCCAGAACAGAAGACAGACGCCAAUAUUGUCAUCCUUGGCCCACGAGGCAAUCACUAACUCCGCUCGCGCACACGAAGUGCUUGUAAAGCUCAACGCUACAAAGCUGAACUUCUUGAGUUCCCGUGGAAAAGGCGAACGAAACACGAGCUUCAUGGUUACAAAGCCCCCAAGCUCUCUAAAGCCUGAAACAGUUGACAGCGGACACAAGCCGCUCAACGGUAACGCUAAAGAUGCACAACCAUACAAAUGGAGGCUAUUGGGGAAGUAUCUCGAGCAACGCGCAUCCUCUGUGCUCUCUGGCUCGCCUAUCAAACUGCUGAGCAGCCCUGCCAACUACUCCGAAACGAACAUAACCGAUCUACAGGCGUUGGCUAUACCGGUUGAGGUACAAAUUUCAGCCUCUGCUCCAAAGCCUGCCCCUUCAGUAGACCUGCCGCGUCCGUCCAGCGAGCGGUCCGAUACGCCCGUGGCCAACGUCCCUACCUCGGUUGAAGCAACAGCUCAUCAUGUGCCCGUCAGCGUGUCUCCCCUAGCCGAAGCAGUCUCAGUUGGCGCUGUCGUCAACGCAGUGGCAGGCCCUGCAGCGGCCAACGCGGGAUCCGGUGUCCAGAACAGCAAGAAGAAGCUCAGCUUUGCAGAUUAUAAGAAAAAAGUGAAGCCGACAUGA